AUGCCGUUAGAUGGUGCCUCCAAGAAUCCGAUUCUGGAUUAUAUCCAGAAAUUGCCCGAAACCAAAAAGUCGCUUCCCUUCGGCGUGCCGACCUGCGUGAUGGCCUCUCACUUGAUUACCACUUCGGCCGCGCUGGUACAGCUGGCUGCAGACUUGGGGCCCUACAUCGCAGUAUUAGCUGUUCAGGCAGAAAUUAUCGAUGACUGGACACAGGAGACCACAGAUGAAUUAACCUUUUACGCCAAAAAACACGGGUUUAUUUUAUGGGAAGCUAGCCGCGUCCUGAACUCGACACUGAACCUCAUGGGCCGAUUGGCAGCCCACCAUGAUUCCCUCGCCACCCUCGCCGAUAUCAUCAAGAGGAAUUAUACAAACGGGGCCAUUAGAAAUGCGCAGUGGGCCGGACUCGCUUCCGCUUGGGCACCUGGAGUCCCGGUGGAUCACCAAGAGAAGGAUUUGCUGAUCCCUACCCUCCGCAGGGCUGCCCGCGAAGCCGUCGCGACCACGGUCAAGACCAUCCAAACAGAAAUCUCCGCAGACCUCAGCGAAUCUUCACAUGAGGAGGAGGAAGAGCUCCAGCUAUCGCCCCAGGUGUCUACCGGCUGGUCUGAGUUCAGCCAAGAGAAUAUGGGUAGUGCUUUGCGAAAGUCAUCCACCAUCUCGGUGACCACCGAGACAAUCACAAUGCAGCCCCAUGUGCAACCUGACGAGGGAAUUGCCCCAGCACCGCUUCUGUCCCGUGGCAUAGCGAUCUGCCUCCCCUGUGACAAGGAAUCUGCCUUCACGUCCGAGUAUCGGAAAGCGUCAAUAGCCGCGGCUUGCGCCAACCCAGAUUUUGUCAUUGGUUUUCUGAGUGCCGAACCCUAUUUCGCGCAAGACCGGCCACGUAACUUGAGAGAGCUCAUUAUAGGCGAUGAUGUGGAUGAUGCACAACAUAAAGAGGGCCAAGAAGUGUUUUCCACCACCCCCCAUUUUCUCGAAUUGGAGCGCCCAAUCGCAUUGUUCUCCUUCGUUCCUUAUGAAAUCGCUUACGCCUACGAUAUGGAGGUCAACCAAGCUCCUAAGGAAGACCCACCUGACGAUGCUCGCCCCGCAUCUGUUAAAAAACUGUUUACGGUGAUGGAACGUGUAAUGGCAGUGCGUGAGGAGAACCGCAAGAAGCAAGCGGCCCCAAAUGACGCAUCCAAAUUGCCCGGCCCGAGCAUUUUCCACAUCCCAGUCAACUUGAUUCCAUGA
Messenger RNA from Penicillium chermesinum, 1236 nucleotides. RefSeq lists its product as uncharacterized. Bases 1 to 1236 code for a protein of 411 amino acids. Gene Ontology annotation, biological process: UMP biosynthetic process; pyrimidine nucleobase biosynthetic process. The transcript has a single exon. Gene Ontology annotation, molecular function: orotate phosphoribosyltransferase activity. NCBI's taxonomy places the organism in Eukaryota, Fungi, Ascomycota, Eurotiomycetes, Eurotiales, Aspergillaceae. The record is from RefSeq and is a predicted model, not a curated record.